Messenger RNA from Drosophila elegans, 6660 nucleotides. RefSeq names its product probable GPI-anchored adhesin-like protein PGA55. The record is from RefSeq and is a predicted model, not a curated record. Bases 347 to 6187 code for a protein of 1946 amino acids. The transcript is spliced from 12 exons. Lineage: Eukaryota; Metazoa; Arthropoda; Insecta; Diptera; Drosophilidae.
UUUAGUACAGCGUUGGCGUGCGAGACAGACGGUUCGGUUUCUGGGCAGCAGCAGUCGCAGUCGACUUUAAAACGAGUUCGUUAUAAUCACUAUAGAGCAAAUAUUGUGUGUAGACAUACACACUCACCUUGCGGUGCCGAAAAUAAAAGCGAGCACCACAGCCAGUCAGCCAACCAGCCAACCAGCGAACAGAAGACGACCACAGAGAAGAGUGGCCAAGCCAAGUGCAGCCUCCCGUUUUCAGAGGAGCAGCGAGGAAAACCAAGGCAGCUCGAGUGCAUCGAGCGUGCAAAUUAAAAGCGAACCACAGUAGCUCCAACUACAACUCCAACUCCAUCGCCUCGACAUGGAAGUGGCCACAACAAACAAUCACAGUCAGAGCCACCAUCAUCAUCAUCAUCAUCAUCAUCUGCAGCCACCGGGGGCAGCGGGCGGAUCGAGGUCCCCCUUCCAGAGGGAGGUGCGUGAAUGGCAACGCAUCGAUCCCAGCACCGGAGCCCUCUUCAGCGGACGCUUGGAGGCAGACCGCUGGAUAAAUGGACCGCUGAACAGCUACGGCAAGAUAUCCGACUCCCAAAACAUCUCACAGCCGAAUGGCACACAGCACACGCAGCGCAAACAGUUGGAGGUGCUGAAGGCUCGCACCGCCAACGGCGCUAUGCAGGUGAUCCGCACCCAGACAGUACAAAAGAGCUCGUCCUCGUGGUCCUCCUCCACAUCCACCACCACCACAUCCACCACCCAACGCACCCGCAAUAGCAAUGGCUAUGAUGCACCUCCAAAGUCCACUAUCCUUCCCCAAAUCGAGCAGGGUGGUGUUGACAUUUGCGAACUGAGCGACGAUUGCAGUCUCAGCGGCAGCGAUGCUGGCAUUAUUCGUACCUCGUCCGCAUCCACAUCCGCCUCCGCCCCCGCAUUCGCAUCCGCACUGAGCCAGGAGCUCAUCGACGAUCAUGUUGACUUUGUUGUGAUUAAUGGCGAGGCGAGCGAUCAAGACGACGCUGCCGACGAGCAUUUGCACAAAGGCGGCCACAAUUUGUUACCCGAUACGGCUCCGAGUCUGAAAUUGAGCAAUCUAAUGAAAAGCAGUUCGAGCAUUUCCAGCCAGAGCAGCAACAAUUCGAACUUAACAACUGCAGCACAAGCGAGUCAAGCGAAACAAGCGAGCAACACCCACAGAAGUGCGGGCAAAAUAAGCCUACAUGCAAUUGUGGGACCAGAUUCGUCGUCGUCAUCAUCAUCAUCGCCAUUGUCAGCAUCAUCAUCGUCGGCGGUUUGGGCCAAGCAGGCCGACUUAUAUGGCCAACUGCCAGGCGGCGUGGGUGGUUCUGGCAGUACCUCUGCUGAUGCUGACGUAGCCCCGCCAACGCAUCGUCGUGAUUUGGAAAGUUUCCGGCAUUAUAACGAUGACGACGGAGACGACGAUCUGCGGCUCACGGCUCGCCACCAGCGUCGUCAGCAGGUGUCCCAGUCGGUCUACGCCCCUCCAGUGCCCUCCAUUGGAUCCACUUUGCUCCAGCGCUCCCGCUCCAUUUCCACGGAUGAUCUCAGCAACGACUGGGAGCGUGAGGAUCCCGCCGAGCAGCCGGUGGGCGAGUGGCGUCGGGUCAGCAAGUUGCGCAGAUCCUUCCAGUCCCAAGAUCACUACAAGAGUCCGGCUUCCUUGGCGGCGCGACCCACUAGACCCCUGGAUUUGCCGGGAAAUUCGGUGAGCGUGGCCCGUUUGCGGGCGGAACUGGAGAACGGACGUCGCCUGCACACGGCCAUGCGGAACAAUCACGUGGAUCUGGCCGCUCUGGAUAACAUACUAAACACUCCCCCCACAGCCAAGCCAACGGUGGCCAAGAGGAACACCUUCCUCACCGCCGAAUCCCUGCAGGAGAUACGCGGCAAGCUGAAGAAGCUCUCCGACGAGAGUCUCUACAAGGAGGACUUUCUGGCCUACCACCAGGCGAAGAAGCCAGUGGUGGUGGGAGAGAUCAGUGUGGAGCAGGCGGUUGCCCCCGAAGCAACUUCUGCUUCUGCCUUUCGACCCGUGCACAAUACCCACAGCCUGGAGUCGCAGUCCCGCCAGCGGCAAAAGGACACCAAGGACUCCAGCGAGUGGCACUUGCGGCGCAAGUCGUACGGCUUCGAGAAGAUGUCGCCGCCGGAGGACAAGAGCAUCUUCCGGGUAGAUGCCUCCACGGACAGUGGACUGGGCAGAUCCGGCGAGCAGCUGGGCAACUGGUCACCCACGGAGAGGGAAAGGGAGAGGAACGAAAGAAAUGCUGCAAAUCAAAAUCAAAAUGGUGGAGGAACCAUUGUACACUUCGGACGAUCCCUGAAACCCAUCCCAUCUUCAAGUCCCACAGAAGGAGAGCUCAGCAAGCGACACUCGAUUGCGGUGGAGGAAACGUGGCGUGACGUUCGCAAGACCUCGCAGGUGCAUGUAAAUGGAGGCAGUGGUGGAGCAUCCAGCUCCGUGAACAGCACCAGCCACAUCCUCAGCAAGGGCAGCGCCCAGAAACGAGUCGAGUUCUGCAAGACGGAGGUGCAUUUUGCCGCCGAAUCGGGUCGCGUCAAUAUCGUGGAGACCGACGGCAAGCCGCCGCCCACGCAAAACUUUCGCCGACGCCGCCGCACCACCGCCAGCGGUCCGCUCCAGAGUCUGGUUAAGUCGGCCAGUGCCGCCGGCAGUAGCAGCAGCACCACUAGCACAACCAGCACCACCACUCAGCAGCAGAGCAGCGAGGUGAUCCGCUUUGGCGACGAUCCACAGCGCCGCAAGACGAUAGCCACCAGCACGGUGGCCUACCGAGCCACGCUCAUGGAUCCGCCGGAGGUGGUUACUCAGCCAAUUUCGAGCAGCAGCAACAACUCCUCCAGCAGCACUCAGGUGACAGUGACCACUGUGGCCAAGCCGAUGCAUGAGCCACGAUACAGCCUGAUGGAGUCCACUUCACGGAACAGCUACACCUCAACCAGUGGAGUGGACACCACGGACAACGAGACGGAUGAGUUGUCCAACAUUCGGGGCAUCCUGAAGAACAAGCCCGUCAAACCGAAACCCUAUCACUUGGGGGAGAACAUAGAGAGUGCCGAUGUCCUCUGGAGUGUGCCCGCUAUGAAAGUGGAUCGGGAGAGUCCUUCAGCUAGAGAUAGUGGAAUCACGAGUGACUCACCAAUUAGUCCCAAGUCGGUGGCCGAAAGGAUUCGCAUCGUGGAGCAGCGGCAACAGCAUCAGCAGCCCUCGCCAGCUGGCAAUGGAUAUUCGACCAAGAUCAAUGUGAGCCUGGGCUCAGAGGAGUGGACAGAACCAGGCACCGCCUUGGAUCUUCAUCAGGUCAGCUCGAAACAGUUCUGCCAGUUCCGGCGUCCCAGUGCCCAGGAGCUGUUGCUGGAGGAUCUGCGCCAGCAUCAGCGCAUCCUGGACGAGGGCUUGAAGUCCACCUCGCUGAUCAUGAGGACCAUGCGGUCGGCCAGUGAAUUCGAUGAGGCCAUGCGACGCCUGAGCAUAGCUUCGAUUGAGUCCGCUCUGGUCCAGCCGACGAUUGUGGUGCCCACGCCCAUGCUGCGAUCGCACAGUUACCAGGAAGAGGGAUCCUACUCCUCAUCGCGCCGUCCUUCCACCGUGUCCACCACCUCCAUUACGAGCAGUGAUCUCUUCGGGAGUGCCCUCUACGACUCCCUGCCUCGCACUCCUUUGGCUCCGCCACGUCUCAAAUUGCUGGGAAACACACAAAUCCCGGUGAGCCAGCAGCUGACCCAGUUGAGACGGCUCUACGACGCCGCCGAGCAGGACCAGGAGGACAGUGCCGACGAGGAGGUGAAGCGCUACUUCCGGGACAGCAACAGCGACAGUGGCGGCGGCACACAGGGCAGCUCCUCGCCGGACCAACAGACGCCGGCGGAGUUGUUCAAGGGCAGCGAGUACUCCAGCAGCUGGAGUCGGAUGAAGGCCAAGCGAACCAUCUGGAAAAUCGAGGCACAAGACCAGAUCCUGCAGCGCGCAGAUCUUCCAAAAUCGAAUGUGAUGAAUAUAGCUCUGCACGCUCCCCGAAUCGAGAAGCCCAAGGCCACGCCUCCCACCCUGCGAAUUGGCCAACUCAUACCGGUGGCCAAGCCGAGGACACUAUUCAUUCAGCCGCAGGUCCAGGCGCAGGUCACUUCAGACAAUGCCGAUGAAUCCGGCAGCGAGUCCUUGAAGAUUGUCAAGGAGGCACGUGGAGCUCGCAAGCUGCGUGAGCAUGAGCUCUCCUACUUUGGAGUGCAGCAGAAGGAGCAGCAGCAGCAACAGCAGACGAAACUCUCCACAAUCAGCUCGAAUCCCCGAAGGACACUGCCCAGCCGCAGCAAGGUGACCCAACCAGGUGACGAGGUCACCAGGGCCAGCAACACCACGACCACCACCAAGUGGCAACUGCUCAACGAUCGACCCGACCUGCUGAGGCACAGCAGUCCUCAGGAGAAGAAGAACGCCACGUUCCAGGACGAUGGUCUGGAUGGGGAGGAUCUGGACGAGGAGCACUGUUACGAGAACAUUGCCACCGAGCUGACCACCACCUUCCGGGUCAAGUCGCCGGUCCACUCCCCGGACAGAUCCCGAUCGCCGGGCAGUUACGAGCGGAAAAGCGACCUGCAGAGGGACGCCCAGAUCCUCAGCGAAAUGACCCGCAACGCUGAUCAGACUUUGAAGGCUCUCUCCGACGAGGCGGCCAUCAAGGAUCAGCGGCGCAGAUCCUGUUCCCUGCAGCGUCGCAGCGCCAAGCCGCUGGAGACCAUCGACGAGAAGGUCAAAGUCUACCCCCAGUCGGUAGGCGUGGCCCGGGGCACCUUCGCCUCGGAGGCGCGUCGCAACUCCCGGCAGUCGACUCCAUCGCCCUCGAGGGCACGCAGCUCCUCCCAGUCCUCCAUCGAGUGCUGUCCACGCGAUCGAUCCCGCUCCAGUUCGCGGGAAUCGAUGACGCAUGGCGGCGGAUCAUCCGACGACCAGGUGGCCACCAAGCAGCGGGCCGAACGUCUGCGCAUGCGCACCCCCAAGCGGGAGAAGGCAACUCGUCAUGAGCCGAUCGAAGUUCGCGUCCACCGGCACAGCAGUAAGCCGAGGAGCAGUUCCAGUGCCACUGCACCGGGAUCAUCUUCUCUGGAGUCCAAGCGCAGCUCCCAUCGGCACAGCCGAGAGGUGGAUCACUCCACCAGUGAGACCAAGACCUCCUCCGGUAGUCGUUUGGUGAGAUCCUCCCGUGUCGCCGAUGAAAGUCGCCCCAGGCAGAGCACCCAUCGCGAUCGGGAGAAGGAACGCGACCGAGAACGCUCCCGAGGCACCGAGAAACAUCGCGAAGAACUCACACGCUCCAGGGGUCACUCCAGUCGCUCUAGGCACAGUGAGCACCCGUCGACGGGAACGCGGGAGAGCAGUCGGCCAAGUAAGACGAGAUCGAGUCGCAGUAGCCACGACACCACAACAUCGCACAAAAAGUCCACAACGACAGCCACGAGCACAACGGCAACAGCCGGUUCGAAAUCAUCGAAAACCACAACGCAUAAGCCAUCAGCCAGCACCACAGCAACAACAGCACCACCCACGCACAACGAACUGACGUACGUAUACGUAACGAAUUUAGCCCAUAAUCAAACCAUCGAGGAGACCCCCGAGGAUCGCCCUGCUAGAGAAGAUUCUGCCAAAGAGGCAGACUACGCAAGCAUCGACGAGGUGGAGGUGUCGAAAGUCCCACAGCCACCGCCGCGUAGCAAACGCAAGAGAUCUAUGAUCCCAGUGCCCGUAAAUCAGCCGGCCAGCUAUGAGUACCGCACCAAGUUACAGAUGAUCCCGCCCAGCUAUUCGAAUCAGUCCACGCUGAGGUGCAGGAAACCCUCGCUAAAGGCCACCCAAUCGACCAGCUCGAGCUUUGCCUUUCUGCCAUAUUUGCCAGCUAAGAGGAAUUCGAGUGUUAGCCAUGUUUAUGAUAACUAUCUGCUGUAUGCCAUGAGUGAAGAUCCGGGAAAGGCGGACAAGCUAAAGCCAUAUCAAAACAAUCUGAGCAAUGAGCAUGCCCAGCUUUUUGGCAGCUUUGGCAGCGGUGCGGGGGCGGUGGCCAGAGAGGGGCGUGGCCGCCUGGGCGGCUGGCCAAAGCGGCUGAAAAUGCGCCAAGUGCGCAGCACCGUUUCCACCCACCAGCCCUUCGGCAUCUGCACAUGUUCAUAGUCAGCGCGGGAUAGAAAAAAAAAAUACAAACCAAAAAAUCAAAAAAUCAGAAUAAAUAUAUAGUCCUUUGGCUGCCAGGAUCUCGUCACAAAAAUAUAUAAACACACCCAAAAUAAUACCCAAUGCACGUAUACGUUUGACACCAUUGCCGGCAAACAGCGAACUGCAUUUUCCUAACCCAAAACAAAACAAAACAAAACCACCCAACCACUGUGUUCCCCACUACUAAUACUAAACCCCAAAAAUAAUACUCAAGCGUGAGAGAUUUUCGUUGUUAAUUUUCAAUUAUUAUUUAUUUCGGAGCGCACACAAUCAAAAACUCGGCCAAAGCACACACUCGCACAAAAUGAAAAAGGGCCUGUCUGGGUUCAGUUUUUACUUUUCACAGCACACGGUAAAGGCACACUGAAUGGACACCACCAUCAUCAGCACCAGCACAGCAGCAGCGGCAAGCAUCAAGGAUCCGGACAUGG